This is a messenger RNA of Vitrella brassicaformis, 3504 nucleotides long. The record is from the annotation of a GenBank genome assembly. Lineage: Eukaryota; Vitrellaceae.
CGCAUGUUCGUCUGUUGGCGGCCCUCGCUGCCAUAGUGUCGGCCGCCUUUUACCCACACAGACAUCAUGACACACCCACACAGAAGCUUCCGCCUGAUACACAGGGUAAAGAGAAAAGAACGUCUUCAAAUGAUGGCUUCAAGUUGUAUUAUGACGUUGGUUGCAGGGUCGUGUGCGAUGCUGAACAGCAGCCUCAACGACAAGCAGACACGCAAAUGCAAGUUGUGCAGAACCACCACUCACAAGGACCCGGAAUGCACAGCGGUCAGACAGAGACACCGCCGCGUGUCAACACAUCAUAAUGUGUGCGGGUGUGUUUGCGUGUGUGUGUGUGUGUGUGUGCAGUUUGCGAGCAGGGGCCCGGCGUGCAUCACGUGGUCCGAGCAGGGUCAGCACCUUUUCCGAUGCACACCUGACGGCCAGAUCGAUGUCAGUACGUCUCUGGGCACACCACAGAGCUUCCUCCUUCCCUCUCCCUUCCCUGACUCAUAUAUGUGAGAUUUCUGUGCAUUGGCAGAGAGAGGGGUAUUACACCUUGGAGGCUGACCCUGAACCCCCCCAGCUAUCACAAGAUGAGAAGAAGAGAAUGGACCUGCCGGAAAAUCUGCCCGCCCAAGCCGUGCAGGUGCGAAAGCACGCGGCCUAUUGCUUGCAUUCGCGCGUGUGCCUAUUGCUUGCAUUCGCGCGUGUGCGUGCAUGUGUCCACAGGUGUCGCUCGGAUCCACUGGCCUGCUAGGUGGUGAGGAGAAAAAGUGCCGCUUCGUGAGGAAAAAGUCGCCAGAAUGUGACAAGAAUGCCAUCUGGAGAUAUUUUGACAACUUCCACAGGACGGCCGACAGUAAGCGGACAAAGCAUCUAGCCAGCCAUGCCGUGCCCACAACCAUGUGUGCGGUGAUGUGCAGGGCCAGAGGGUGGCUGCAAAAUGCCUCUAACGGAUGUCGAAGAGUGCCCGCAGGUGUGCCUGUACCACGACUUUCCCGACCCAAUGCCGCGACUCUACGAAUGCGGCACAGAUAUGAAGCCCAGAGGGGUAAGCCGACCUAGCCGAUAUACAUACCGAAAAUUGGGUUAUGGGUCUAUCAUGGAGCGAGAAACGUCCUUCGUGUGUUGAUGUGUGCAGAGGGCCUCUCCGAAGACCCCGACGGCGAGCCGCGGCCUCCCUAUUUACGUGUUGGCGACACUGGGGCUGCGGAGGAAGUAUACACAGAACUGCUUCUACGACGACACCCCUGCAAGCCCCAUAGACACGUGCAGACAAGAGGACAUAGACAAGCUGGCCAAACAAGAGUUGAGUAAGCCAGCCAUCCGACAUAUAUACAUGGGCCAGACACACAUAAACUGAGCAUGUGCUGUGUCAUUCAGCGUGCUCGCGCGGCUGGACAGCCACAAAAGCACCCUUUGAUGCUCUUGAAGACCCGUGUGCGUCAGUGACAGCGUGCAGGAAUAUCAAUGGAAACCUCUUCGUAUGCAGCGGCGCAUCGACUACGGUAUUGUGCAUGUCGCCGCCACAUUAUCACAAUGCACACCUCCACUCCGAGUGCAUGGUUGGGCGCAGGGCUACCUCGACAGUGCCGACUUCGAGAAAGAUGAGCGGGCAUACGCUGCCGACGUGACCGUGGACAUUCUAAAGGAGCAACAUCAAUGCUCCUUUGCAGACGUCACCCCUUGCCAGCAAGGACCACGCAAAGACGAAGGUCAAUCCACAAAGAGAGAGAGAGGCAUAUGAUGUGUCACCCUCUGUCCAUAUCAGGUUGCAAGAGGUCGACUUCGGAAUCAGAUGCGUGUAACGAUGUGACGGCGUGCUAUGACCCACAAGGGGCCGCCAGCAAACAACCGGCGCUCGUCGUGUGCACUGGCAAGGACCUGGUGACAAAGAAAGCGCCUGUUGCUUGGUGGGCAGAUGAUGGUUGUCGUGUUGCCAUGCCGACUAACAGCGGCCCUUUGAAGUGGCGAGACUGGCAAGAAUCGGUGAGGACCAAUGGGCACUUCCCCAGGAUUCGAAGGACGCCGGUUGCACGUUUGAGAGGCUGCCGCGGUGCCCGCACGUGCACGCCGAACGGCCUCCCGAACCACCACCCGAACAACCAGGCUGUAAGCGUGCGACUGACGGAGACAUCGAGUAUCCGCAGAUCGUUGUUUGUAGGGUGCACGAGCGGGUAUGUGCCGAGCCUGCCAAGUCCGGAAAUGGCGGGCGACCCUUGUGCAUCGGUGACGGCAUGUAAGACCCAAGGUGGCGAGCUAUCGCUCUGCGGUGGCUCAAUUGACCUGGUACAGAUACUCCACGGCUCACAUAUACGGGAGUGACAAUCGGAUGUGCGUUCGAAGGGGACGGUGUGGGCCGAAGAGGUGGAUUUUAAGCAUGACCGGGCACUGGACAUCUUCACCCUGAUGGUUGAGUUGCCUUCCCGCGGUCGACAUGAACUCAGGUAGGGAGAGACACAACACAAUGCAUGACCAUUUUCUUACACAACUAAGUGGCUGGUCCCGUGUCAUUGUUGUCGAAAUGGAUAGCGGGGAGACACACAGGUGCGCUUUCGAACACCCCCCGCCAUGCCCAAGGGGCAGACCAAAGGAGCCACCUGGUCAGUCAGCAGCUGUUCUUCUUCGGUGUAUACGUAUGUAUGUAUGUCUACGUCUUGUUUGUUUCUUCAGCGUGCCGUGAGUCGAGCAAUUGCAAAGGCACCAGGGCGUGUGUGCGGCCACGCGGGAGCGAAGGGCCCGGCACACCGACAAACAGCACGCUCAUGCUCUGCAAGGAGGACAAAGUGGGCCGUGUUCAUUUCUUACCUCAUCCGUACACACAGAAUGCUGCUGAAUAUUGGUUGGCUCACUUGGCUGGCAGGGCGAGGCGACUGAAUUUGACGGCGCGUACACGGUCUUCCGACUCACAUAUAGAUCGGAUAUGAACCACGCAAUAGAAGGUGAGUGGCAACACGGGCACGAGAGACUGCACGCCUCUAUGUAUUAGAUCAUGCAGACUGGGCAUACACCCUAGAGCAAGGCCCCAAGAGAGGCUGUUCCUUUUCGCGAGUGCCAAGAUGCCCGCUGAAACUACUAGCAUCUGAAGAAGAGGAAAUAGAGCUAUUGGGCCCUCCACCAUUGCCCCUUCCCCCUCCCCCGCCCGUCCUUGGAGAAGAGAAGAAGAAACAAGUCCAAAAGCCCCCUUCUCCCACUUUCAAAACUCAAACAUGGAGAUUUGACGGUGGGAGAGGCCAAAGGAAGCCCCACCCCACGGCGCCCCCCGUGGCCGCCCCUGUGGUGAGUACAGAAGAUAAGAAUAGACAAGCGGAAGGGAAGCCAAUCGCUCCGCCAAGGAGGAAGAGGGAGGGGAGAGGGGAAAAGGCGCGGGAUAGGCCGAUGCCACUGCAGGGGAAGGAGAAGGAGAUGAAGGUGGUGGAAGAGUUCCAGAUUGAGCUAUGAAGUGGUGCUGACAUUGCUGUAGGUUGGUGUUGGGAUAUUGGAUCUGCGACUUCGUGUGUUUGUUUAUAGUGUGGCGAUGGCAGU